AUGAGAUUGAAUAGUUCAAAAGGGUUCAUCAUUCAAACUAAACUUCUAAAGUAUGUAACUGGCGAAAACUUUCUCAUUUCAGGUCCUCAAGUCGACAGUCAAGCUAAGAAAUUAGAUCAUUUGAGGCUGGUGAAUGGCGGCAGCCCGUGUGCCGGGAGAGUGGAGGUCUACCACGAUGGACAAUGGGGCACAGUGGAUGGCUUUGGCUCUGGUGACAGUGGUUGGGAUAUGUUGGACGCGGCUGUGGUGUGUAAGGAGUUGGGCUGUGGGGCCGCGCUGUCAGCAUCAGGAGACGCUCACUUUGGCGAAGGCUCAGGUCCCGUUGUGACCGCGUAUGUUCGGUGCAGAGGAAGUGAGUCUACUCUGAGGGAUUGUCAGUCAGGGUCCUGGGGUCACUAUUACUGGUCACACACCUAUGAUUCCGGCGUCAUCUGCUCAGGAACUAAAAGUCCCCGACUGGUGAAUGGAAGCAGCCGCUGUUCGGGGAGAGUAGAGCUGUACACCCAGGACACUUGGGGGUCAGUUUGUGGAAAUGACCUGAACAUGGAGAUGGCCGGAUAUAUCUGUAAAUAUUUGGGAUGCGGAUUUGCUUUAUCAGUAUCAAGUGAUGCUCGCUUUGGAGAAGGAUCGGGACCUGUUGUUGGUUGGCCUGACUGCGGACAUGAUCGAGACGGUGGCAUAUUCUGCUCAGAAUAUCAUUCCCUGAAGUUAAUCGGCGGAAACAACAACUGUUCUGGCACAGUUAAGCUGCAGCGCGAUUAUAAAUCAGGAACCAUCUGCGAUUAUUACUGGGAUUUAAAGGACGCCGGUGUUCUCUGCAAGCAACUGGAUUGUGGAUAUGCUUUAUCAACUGGUCCUGGAGCACAGAUUGGGAAAGAAACAGGUCGUAUCUGGAAAACUAACUUUAAUUGUGUUGGUACACAGUGGCACUUACGGUUAGAGAGCGGUGUGAGCCGCUGUGAUGGGCGAGUGGAGAUUUAUCAUAACGGCACUUGGGGCAGAUUGCUGGACGAUUCCUGGAAUAUAUCAGAUGCCGAUGUCAUCUGCCGACAGCUGAACUGUGGCUCUGCUAUUUCAGUCUACAACUCUUCCCAGUACGGGGAAGGCACUGGACCUGUGUGGAUCAAUAAUGUUCAGUGUGCGGGAACCGAGACGCACAUCUGGAACUGCGCACAUUCCACAGUGGCUUCAUCCUCCGGGAGCAGCAGUGAUGUGGGAGUGCUUUGUUCGGAUAACAAACAGCUUCGGAUAAAUCAAUCAAACGGGAGCACAGUUGAUGCUGGAGUGCAAAGUUCAACAGAAGAUGUUCAGAUCAGACUGAUGGACGGUGGGAGUUCUUGCGCUGGGAGAGUGGAGAUUUACUACAACGGAACAUGGGGUACGGUGUGUGAUGACUCCUGGGGAUCACUUGAGGCGGAUGUUGUGUGCAAACAGCUCGGAUGUGGACCAGUAUUUGAUGAAGCAGCUGAUGCUCUUUGUGGGCGAACCUCAGGACCAGUUUGGUUGGAUGAGAUGAGAUGUUCAGGAAAUGAAUCGGCUCUAUGGGAAUGUGCCUCGUCUCCAUGGGGGCAGCAUGACUGUGGUCAUAAAGAAGAUGUGAGCAUUGUUUGUACAGCUCACAAGUCACUGCGGCUGGUGAAUGGACAACAUUCCUGUGAGGGGAGAGUGGAAGUGUUUUACAAUGGGACCUGGGGCACAGUUUGCUCCGACUCCAUGGGACUCGAAGACGCUGAGGUGAUCUGCAAACAGUUAGGUUGUGGCCACGCUCUGAAGGUUGAUAUUGAUGGCCAAAUUGAUAAAGCAUCUGGACCUAUUUGGAUGGAUGACGUAGAGUGUAAUUCACAGGAAUCCUUCCUAUGGCAGUGUUCUUCGACACCUUGGGGUGAACACGACUGUGAACAUUCGGACGAUGUGCGCGUAGUUUGUGAAGAGAAAUUUACGAGAAAAACGGCUCGUGCAAAACAGUGCCCUGGGAGGUCACCUGACGAGCAGCAUCAUUUAUCAGGACAGAAGAUGCGGUUGGUUGGAGGAAGCAGCAUUUGCUCGGGGAGAGUUGAGAUACUGAGCAAUAAGACGUGGGGGACGGUGUGUGACGACUCCUGGGAUAUCCGAGAGGCCAGUGUGGUGUGCGGACAGCUGGACUGCGGCCCGGCCGUGCGGGCUGUGGGACAGGCGGGGUUCGGACAAGGCGCUGGUCAGAUAUGGCUGGACGAGCUUCACUGCAGAGGAAGCGAAUCCUUUCUGUGGGAUUGCGUCUCCGCAUCCGCGGGUCGCAGCGACUGCGUUCACAAAGAAGACGCCGGUGUGUUUCGAAAGUGUGACUACCACAUGUUGUACAACAAUAAAAUAACAAAUGUUAUGUCCUUGACUUGCAAAGUCCAGUUGAUCAACAUACCUUUCGUGGUCUGCAUCGUCCUUGGAAUCCUGUUAGCGGUGGUACUGUUUGCACUGAUUGUACAGAUGGACAGUAAUUCUUCAGGAACAGAGGAAAAAUAUCCAUCUGCUCGUUUGUAUCAAGCAAUUUAUGAAGAAAUUGAGGAUCGGCCGAUCAGAAGAAGAAACUUCGAGGCUGACUCCACUGGUACAUACUUUACAAUCAUAUUUAUUGCAUCCGCAUCAUUGAACAAAAAGCAUCAACAUUAG
Messenger RNA from Callorhinchus milii (elephant shark), 2643 nucleotides. Its product is annotated as deleted in malignant brain tumors 1 protein-like. Gene Ontology annotation, cellular component: membrane. Lineage: Eukaryota; Metazoa; Chordata; Chondrichthyes; Chimaeriformes; Callorhinchidae. The record is from RefSeq and is a predicted model, not a curated record. The transcript has 12 exons. The coding region runs from base 1 to 2643 and encodes 880 amino acids.